This is a messenger RNA of Trichoderma citrinoviride, 357 nucleotides long. RefSeq lists its product as hypothetical. Bases 1 to 357 code for a protein of 118 amino acids. The transcript is spliced from 2 exons. The record is from RefSeq and is a predicted model, not a curated record. Lineage: Eukaryota; Fungi; Ascomycota; Sordariomycetes; Hypocreales; Hypocreaceae.
AUGGUCUUCUUCUUCUUCGUCUGCGGCGAAUACACCUUCCGCUCAGAGGUCAAGGGCUACGAGGGCAUCAUCUGCCAGUGCCACAACUGCGGCAACAUGUCCGCCCGCGUCAUCAAAAGCCGGCCCUUUUUCACCUUUUGCUUCGUGCCCAUUAUACCCUUCACCAUAUCAGGCUUCGUCGAAGUAGUCUGCCACAUAUGCAACUUCAAGCAGCCCCUCAAGAACAGGCCCGACGUCGUGUCCAUGGCCAACGGAGGGGCUCCCGCCGCCGCCGCCGCUGGGCCGUACCCGCCGCCCGCGAAUCCUGGAUGGGGGCAGCGGCAGGACCAGGGCCAGCCUCCCGCGAGAUAUGGCUAA